AUGAUUAAAAUAGAUGUGGAGAUAGAGUUAUUGGAUAGAUCAUCAGUCGCCUAUAGCUCAAUUAGAGAUGAUGUUCGAUCAUUUAUUAUCGAUCCUUUUUUAAAGUUGAAUUUGAUUGAAUCUUUAAUUUCGAAUCCAACGAUUAUCAUAGAGUUCAGUGACGUCAUUGAUUUCAUAGCUAGCAAAAUUAUUGGAAGAUGUUCUAGUUUUAACAAUAACAACAACAAUAAUAAUAAUCUAUUUAACUUUGAAAGGAUCGAGAAAUUAAAGAACGAUAUCAAACUACUGAAGAUCUACGAUCACUUUGGAAGAUGUCAACAAGAUAAACUGGAUAACAACAACACUGGACACAGAGAUUUACUAUCGUUUGACAUACAUCCCUAUAAAUUGAAUAGAGAAGAUUCAGUCGAUGAAGAUAUCGAUAAUCCAGAGGAAUCAUCUCCCUAUCAACUCACAAUCCUACCAAACUAUCAAUAUUCAACACUCUGGGAGAAUUUAAUUUAUGAUGGAAAUAUCAAACCUAAACUAUUACAAUAUUUAUCAACGAUUUUAAAAUUUUCAACUUCAAAUAUUGAUCAAAAUAUUAUAUCUCAUAAUAAAAUUAUAUUAUUGAAUGGACCACCUGGAACUGGAAAGACAAGUCUUUGUAAGGCAUUGGCACAAAAGAUAUCGAUUGGUAGACAACACAACGAUGGAAAUGUAACACUCAUUGAGAUAAACUCGCAUAGUUUGUUUAGUAAGUGGUUCUCAGAGAGUGGAAAGUUGGUGAUGAAGGUAUUCGAGAAGAUCAAGGAGCUUGCCGAAGAUACAGAUUCUCUGGUGGUCGUUCUUAUUGAUGAGGUCGAGAGUCUGACUGCAGCUCGUAAAGCAGCAAUCUCUGGUGGCGAACCAUCCGAUUCCAUUCGUGUGGUCAACGCAUUCCUAACUCAACUCGAUCGUCUAAAAUAUCUGCCAAAUGUAUUGAUUCUAACUACUUCCAAUUUAGUUGGUGCAGUCGAUAUUGCAUUUAUAGAUAGAGUUGAUAUUAAACAAUUUAUUGGACCACCAACGAUACAGGCCAGAUGGGAUAUCAUCAAGUCGUGUCUGGUAGAGCUGGAGAGAAAGAAUCUAAUUGCCAAUGUCAAUCCAACCGAUGAGCAAGUUAAAUAUCAAAUUAGUUUGGUCAAGGAGAUUGCACAUUUAUCCGAUGGAUUCAGUGGUAGAUCACUUCGAAAGAUUCCUUUUAUUGCAUUUUCAAAUAACAAUACUGUGAGCCUACACUUCAUAGUAUCUAAAAAUUGCUCCCUACAUUACUUCCGUGUAAUGAAUUUAGAUUGUCAACAACAAAAAUAA
Messenger RNA from Heterostelium album PN500, 1332 nucleotides. RefSeq names its product AAA ATPase domain-containing protein. Gene Ontology annotation, biological process: reciprocal meiotic recombination; meiotic recombination checkpoint signaling. The record is from RefSeq and is a predicted model, not a curated record. Gene Ontology annotation, molecular function: ATP binding; ATP hydrolysis activity. Gene Ontology annotation, cellular component: nucleus; chromosome. The transcript has 6 exons. The coding region runs from base 1 to 1332 and encodes 443 amino acids. Lineage: Eukaryota; Evosea; Eumycetozoa; Acytosteliales; Acytosteliaceae.